AUGGCGCCUGAAAAACAACGUUCACCACGUAUUCUCGCUUGUGUACUCUGUCACCAACGCAAGAAGAAGUGCGAUCGCAAAAGGCCAUGUUCGUUUUGCACCAAGGCCGGAAUAGAAUGCAUCCCAAGUACGCCAGCUCCCAAGCGCAGUCAUCGCAAACCUGUCAAGGAAAUAUUGGCACGGUUGGACCGUUGUGAGGAGCUUUUGAAGAAAUGUAAUUGCGUGCAAAAGCCUUGGAAGUACGUUUCGCCGAAGAUGGGUAAUAUCAUGGUGGACUAA
Fusarium verticillioides 7600 is the source of this 279-nucleotide messenger RNA. RefSeq lists its product as hypothetical. Gene Ontology annotation, molecular function: DNA-binding transcription factor activity, RNA polymerase II-specific; zinc ion binding. The record is from RefSeq and is a predicted model, not a curated record. Lineage: Eukaryota; Fungi; Ascomycota; Sordariomycetes; Hypocreales; Nectriaceae. The transcript has 2 exons. Gene Ontology annotation, biological process: regulation of DNA-templated transcription. Bases 1 to 279 code for a protein of 92 amino acids.